UGUAGAAGCUCAUAUAAUAAUGUGUUAACACACAUCCUAAUAAUUAUGACCUGGAUUAAUUGUGCCCUGUUUUUGCUGUAUGGAUUUCUGUAUGCUAAUGCUUUGUUAUUCCAUGGAUCACAAACCAAUGCCACACCGUCCAUCUCUAGUGGACAGCCGGACUCUAGUGACCAUCAAAGACUUCUUCAUCUGGAAACCAUUCUGGAUUUGGUGAUAAAAGAGUUAAACUCAGUGAAUCAAGAAAAUCAACUCCUUCAACUUAAGCAGACAACCUUAGAGAGAGAAGUUCAGGCGAUAAAGCAAUGGAACCAAACUUUAGAGACAAAGCUACAAGCUGCUGAGACAAAGAUGACGUUCUUAGAGGAUUCCCUGAUGGCAGUAAUUAGUGAAAAUAAAGUGUUAAAAGACAGAGUGGACACUUAAAACUCUUCUUCCAAUUUAUCACAAUUCCAUGACAGCUUUAAAAAACAUCUGGAUAGUCUGAAUUUGACAUCUACUUUUUUACAGCAAGAAAACAUUAUUUUGAAAAAAGAGGUCAACAUUUUAAACUCCUCUUUUACACAGUUACAACUGUAUAUGUCUACUGGGGAAGAUAUGAAAAGAUUAGAGAACAUCUUAGCCUUUGAAAUUGAGCAGGCAGUCAGAGACAGUGAAGAAAAAAUGAUUAAGAACAUGUCUGCCACAGUCACAGACCUGGAACUCCGGGACCGAUAUUUAUCACUUUCUCUGUUGGAUGUACACAGCAACAUGACCAUGUUUAACCACACACUUUCUCAGCUAAAGAAACAGCAGGAAAGGCAAGAAGAGCAACAGAAUAUGACAAUACAUCAUUUAACACAUUCGCUGCAGAAAAAUACAGCAAAAUUAAGCAACAUUCUUUCCCAUCUUCAUACACGAGUUGCUUUCACAGCUGGGGUGGGGUACUUUGAUAAGCUGUCCUUUGCACCCUCAGAGACAAUCAUAUUCAAGCAAAUCAUAUACCAGGUGGGAGGGGGAUACAACCCCAUGACUGGGGUUUUUACUGCCCCAAAGGCUGGACUGUACCUCAUUUUUAGUACUGCAGUGUCUCAACGAUUUAACAGAAUCAGAACACAAUUUGUGAUCAAUGGUUCUGUUAAGACAGGAGCAAUGGCGCAGAUGGACAACACUGACUUUGAACAUUACCUGUCAACCUCCAAUCUUGUGGUCCACCCCUUACAGGUGGGGGACAGGGUCUGGAUACAGAUGUAUCAGGGGAAACUUAUUUACGCUGGUUAUGGAGAAACAUCAUUCUCUGUCAUCAUGAUUAAUGGAUCACAAUAAUCUGAGUGCACUGUAUGACUUAUUAAAUCUCAGACAUGCCUGCUAUGUUAAAUACAGUUUUACAAAUUUAAUAAAAAAUAUAUUUAGGUGAAAACAAAUGGGGAUUAACUUAAUUGUCUGUUAAUAAA
Molecule: messenger RNA, 1430 nt
Organism: Saccostrea cuccullata (small rock oyster)
Lineage: Eukaryota; Metazoa; Mollusca; Bivalvia; Ostreida; Ostreidae
Product: EMILIN-1-like
Exons: 2
Coding region: 577-1302 (241 amino acids)
Molecular function (GO): protein binding
Source: RefSeq, a predicted model, not a curated record